UGGCGGCGGGCGUGCGAUGUUCCGUGUUCGAAAAGCGCGUCGCCACCGGGUUGACCUUCCCGUUAGUGUAGCGCGGAACCCUUGUUACGACGUAGCUGCCUAGAGAACGAACGCAUCGAUGCUCGCUUUAGAUGAUCGCGGGAGGAAAAGACGACCUCGCGAACGUCGAUCAUAUGAUCGCCGGCGCGAUCAGCGGUUUCGUCACUCGUUUCCUAUGCCAGCCUUUCGACGUCGUCAAGAUUCGAUUCCAGCUACAACUGGACCCGAUCAAGUCGUCCCACCCGACGGCCAAGUACACGGGAAUAUGGCACGGCACCGGGCGCAUUCUACGCGAGGAAGGUGUCGCCGCAUUCUGGAAGGGGCAUGUUCCUGCCCAGAUGCUCUCCAUCGUCUACGGUGGAGUACAGUUCUCUUCGUGGGAGUACCUGACACGACAGUUUGAGACGGGCCUGGGGCCCGACCGGUGGCAGCACUGGCACAACAGCGUGAACUUCACUUGUGGCUUUGCAUCGGGCUGCAUCAGCACCGUUGUGGCGCAACCUUUCGACGUCAUCCGCACCCGUCUUGUAGCGCAGAUGGAACCCAAGACGUACCGCUCCAUAAGGCAAGCGGUGAGCUGCAUGUGGCGGCAAGAGGGCCCAACGGCCUUCUACCGCGGCCUGCUGCCCACCCUUCUGCAGAUUGGGCCUCUGACGGGAUUCCAGUUCGCCUUCUACUACUUCUUCGUCAACCUCUGGGAGUUGCUGCUCCACCCGGAGAGCCACGUCACCGGAGUGAGCCAGAGUGUGGCCUGCGGAGCGCUUUCUGGCUUUAUGUCCAAAACACUUGUCUACCCUCUAGAUCUCAUCAAGAAGAGGCUGCAAGUGCAGGGCUUCACAGCGCACGGCGUCCAGUUUGGCCGGUACACUGGCUUUGUCCACUGCAUACGCUGCAUCGUGAUGCAGGAAGGCGUGCAGGGCUACUUCAAGGGCUACUUGCCCAGCGCCUUCAAGUCCAUGGCCACCACUUCGUGCUACUUUGCCUCGUAUGAGGCUGCCUGCGAGAUGUUCCGGCUAAGGCAUGGAAUACACCAAGGAAAAUUUUUAGGGGGCAGUGACGAUUGAACCUUCUGUAGACCUCUGGAAUACCCUUUUUUUUUUCUGCUGCAUGUGGGUGUGAGGGCCCACUACAACAGGACGACUGUGCUAAACAACAGGAACUGUACUUGCAAGUCUCCCUCGCAUUCUGUAUAGACCAUACCAGCAACAGAAUGAGUGUUGUGUGAAUUGGCUGCUUGCUCAUUGCGGCUCCAAUUCCACAUAGUGCUUAAGUUCAGAUCAUUCAGUUCUUGGUUGCAUGUGUUUCGUUCAUAGUAGAGCAGAAAUGUGUGCCUUCUGUUGUGCUGCAGCUAAACUAAAUGUGCGAAUUGGCUCCAGUAUAAAACAGUGCCGUCUUUCACAGCUAAGGUGAAGCGCAUUUUUCAACGCAGCGGUCAUGGUUAACUGAAUAUUUUUGUUGCAGUGCAUGAUAAAUAGCUGUAUUUAUUCUAUAGCUCCCAUAUUUAUUUCACAUAGCUAUCAUUUGUAAAGAACUGAAUUUCUUUGAACUGUAUGUGAAACUGGGAGUUUGUGAUUAUAGUUGUGUUAUCUUAAUGCUAAUUAGUUAUUGUUUUGUAUCUGUAUGCUCAUGCUUUAGUUCUUAAUUAAAGACUGGUAGUGUCAGAAGGCUUUGUUUUGAGUCAUCCUUCUGUCUUUACUUCUGUCUGGCCUAUUUUUGUCAUUCUGGGAAUUAAACCUCAUUAACAUUUCAAUUAACACUGUUGUUAUAUUUUUGCCCUUGCCACAGAUUAUUCACAUUCGAACCUUACUGUGUAUGAAACGGGCACACUGUGGUUGUAAAUGUGCUAUUACUAAACUAAGCCCGCUGCAAUAAGCUAAUUGUGAAUAAACUUUUAGUGAUAUUCAGCUUGUAUUUUAGCUGCGUAUGCUGUGUGCAGUUGGCACCUCAGUUUUAGCAAUGCUCAGUAUCCCUGUUGCAUGCGCAUGUAAAACUUUGUUGGGCAUUAUGCAACGUUGCGUAAAGGCCCUCUGUUUAUGUUUGUGUUGACAACCGGUGUGAAAAGGUUACCUUAACCUUAGGUUACCUUAAAGUUACCUUAACGAUAGUUGUAGAGGCAGUAUGUUGGUUGUGUUGGAGUGAGUGAUAACGCCUUUCUUUCGGGCAUUUUCUUUUUUUUUUUUUGAAUACGUGUUUUUAGCGUGUAGCAGACAUUUGAAUUUGAAAGUGAGGGCGAAGCACAAGAAUGUUUUGCAUAAAUUCAAAGCUGUUGAGUCAUUCCCUUUUUUUCUUACAAUGGGCAUCGCAGAGAUGGGAGAGUGCACGCUUUUAUUAGUGUUUAUGUUCCUGCAAGUCACUUGCACUGAGAGAGGCAAGCAGUUUACAUAUGUUCAUAGAAUGCAUCCGCAGCACUCCCAACUUUUUAGCAUUAGGGUGCUUAUCCUUUGUUCUUGACUCUAAAAUAUGCAUGACAAAUUCUUUACUGUUUUACUAGCAGCACACAUAUGCCUCAUACUAUUAAUCAAGUCAAAGUUCCAAGCAUAUGUGUGGUUUUUCAUAGUGUAUCUGCAGCUUAAGUGGCCCAAUGUUCACUCAGUUAACCUGCAAUUAACCCUCCACCCUAGAAACCAUGAGUUAUCAAGGAAAAUUUAUUCAUGCUGUAUCUUACUGUAUUGUGCUAAUUAGGCCUUGUUUCCAGCACCUCUGAUGGAUUGUGUCUGUACAAUUGUACAACAUGUUUUUGUCAACUUCCCUGUCAAAGGCCACAGUUCAUAGCCUUGUUAGGUAAAGAACUGAGGUUACAUUUGAUAUAUUUGAUAUGCAACACACAUAGUUGCAUUGUUUUGCUUUGGUAUUGUUGCGUGAUAGUGAUGUUGCCAUCAGAAGUCAGGGUUCACUCUCAGUGUUUGUUUAUUUCUCUAGGCAUUUUGGCUUGCACUCUUGUACAGCAUCACACCUUCGUCGCUUAGCACUUUCCUACAUUGAAUAUAUAUGCAUCAAAGGCCACAGUUUAUAGCCUUGUUAGGUAAAGAACUGAGGUUACAUUUGAUAUAUUUGAUAUGCAACACACAUAGUUGCAUUGUUUUGCUUUGGUAUUGUUGCCUGAUAGUGAUGUUGCCAUCAGAAGUCAGGGUUCACUCUCAGUGUUUGUUUAUUUCUCUAGGCAUUUUGGCUUGCACUCUUGUACAGCAUCACACAUUGCUAAGCACGACUUCGUCGCUUAGCACUUUCCUACAUUGAAUAUAUAUGCAUAGCCAAGUGAGAAUGUGUGCAGCUCAAGCAUACUGAACUGUUGUUUAUGUGCAACAGCUUUAGCAUCCUCUUGAAGAUAGGACGCAAAAAUAUGGCACUGUCUUAUGCAAAUACAAGGAGUACUCACUGUCACUUCUGAUAUGCUAAAAAUUACGUCAUACACUAUGCCACUGCGGGCGCUCUUCUCACUACGGUAUUGUUAUCACUCCUUGAGUAAUUGGGAAUAUGUACGGUGUCGAAACAACGCUGCAUUAGCAAAUUACCUCAAACAAUGCACUGAAUCUAAAGAAUACGCCGUGAAGAAAAGAAGUUAGAGGUGCUAGGCCUCCAAAUAUAAAUAUCACUUCGUGCCGUAUUACUGAAGCUCCACAAUCGCAGAAUCACUUUUGUAAGCUCUACUGCAACACAUCUGCGCAUUGCUGUGAAAUGUAUUAAUAAGGAAUAGAAUUGCUGAAAAGGAAAGCUUGCUACCAGAGUUCCACAUGUGUUAUUAUAUUACGAAUAUCCGAAAUAUUUUCCAAUGCCCUCUGGAUUUGAUUCAUGUUCAAUUGUAUACUGUUGACGUAAACCUUCAAAGUUUCCCAUUUGUCAUGUUCUAAUUACGAAUUUACUUCAAUUUCCUAAUCUCUGAGAUUAUGGAAGGAAAUGCAACAUUAUGUGUAUGCACACUUAACAAGAGGCUCUUGCUAUUGUUUUCCUGUAUACGGCGUAGUAUUGUAGCACUGUUCGCGGCUUGUAAACCUAUCAUUGGUUCACAAGCAAAUAGUCCACAAUAUCAUCAAGCAACAUUGCAAGACCCUGGUUCAUUGGCCAUACAGCAGUUUGAAGCAUAAGCAUCUUCAGGAAGGCAUAAGUUUGUUACAAACUUAAGAUCAUAUUGGGACAGCAUUUUGCAGCACUUUUGUGGCAUAGAUAGCACAUGUACUAUGUUACUGCAAGUGUGCAAGUCAAUAUGUGCAUGCACAUAAUGACUUGCACUUAAUGGUAUGCACAUAAUGUCAUACCAGACAAAAGGUACGAGUGCAUACCGUGCGUGUGUCCUAUUCUGAAUCUGGUAAGUGUUACUUCUGUGUGGUUCUCUGAAUCAAUCAACUUCAGUGGGUUGUACUGUAAGAGACCGUAUUUGAAAUUAUUUUGCUAGUGCACUUUGUGUACUUUGUGACUCUGAGGUGAACUCUUAGUUUGAAUUAUGUAUCCAUGGUCGUACCAAUUGUCAAUCUUGUGACAUGGUCAAGUUGCAUUUGUUUGUGUGUUCUUUAUUGUGUGGCAUAGCGGUAGAGGGUUCCAGCGCGUGUCCCUUGUUUUUCUAUGCAUUCGUCACUACUUACACAGAUGUUUGCCCCAUAUUACCAAUAAAACUAAUACACCAAUUACCAAUGUACCUGGAAAUAGUACCUUAUGUUUACUCUGACAAAUAUGGGACAAAAUUGGCCAUAAAUGCGGUAAAUGUUCUCUUCGGGGAGCGAGAAACUUAGUUUAAUUAUCGCGGUAAACGCUGUCACGUUUCAUAGAGCUCAUUGCAUGUGAAAGCAUUAGAACACUUUGUUCAUGUUUCAUAUGCGAGAGGAACCCAUGUGUUUUUGUUUGUGUUUUACAAGACAUGGUUUGUCGCUUAUGUGUACCAAAGAUCUGCGCACAUUUUUCAUGCUAUUCAGUCUUCGUGUGCUUCGUUGACUUCUCUCUUUUCCCAGGCGUUUAUGCCUUUUUCUUUUAGCACUAACAUUAAGAUAUGCUUGCAGCUUAGGUAUUGACAUCCGGCACAUGUUAAUAAGCCAGGCAUUCAGGUGGCAAACUGCAACGAAGACUGCCCUGUUCUCUGUUCAAGCCAAAUGGCGAUUGUCAAAAGCGAACAGUAGACCUGGCAAAGGCGAAUAAAAUCCCCUCUGGUUUCUGAAUAAUGUUUAAAUUGCACCUUCAGUCUUGUCAGUAGACAUUGUUGAUGUGUGCAUGUAUUAGCUUGGCUCUAUGUAGUGCUGCUA
Rhipicephalus microplus (southern cattle tick) is the source of this 5267-nucleotide messenger RNA. RefSeq names its product mitochondrial thiamine pyrophosphate carrier. The record is from RefSeq and is a predicted model, not a curated record. Gene Ontology annotation, biological process: transmembrane transport. NCBI's taxonomy places the organism in Eukaryota, Metazoa, Arthropoda, Arachnida, Ixodida, Ixodidae.